Molecule: messenger RNA, 765 nt
Organism: Suillus discolor
Lineage: Eukaryota; Fungi; Basidiomycota; Agaricomycetes; Boletales; Suillaceae
Exons: 3
Coding region: 269-712 (147 amino acids)
Source: RefSeq, a predicted model, not a curated record
UACAUCACAAUCAUGCAUCCUUUUGCUCUCUCGCAUCACUCGGGUUUCCAGAGACUCGUUCGAAAGGCCUGGAGUUAUCAUUGACAAGUCGUCCUUCUCAACACCAGGUCUCCCUUCCCACGGGCGAUCACGUAUUAUGCUUUGAUUCCCUUUACUACAUAAAUGCUCAUCAUACAUGGGAAUGGGGAUUAGACUAUUCUCCUGUAUGGAGAUUUGUAGGCCGAUAUAUGCGAUGGACUGCAAGCGUGGAAAAGAUUGCCGAUGAGCCAUGAAUGUACCAGUAACUGAACAAAUACCUCCCUAUAUAUCGAUCCACAUACGGCACGGUGACUUCGGCCAACAAUGCGAGGAGUUCCCAGUGGAUCAGUGCUUCGCCCCGUUGUCUGUCAUUGCGCGCAGGGUGUUCGAGCGUCGCACACGAAAAGGGAUUAAUGCCAUGCAUGUUAUCAUGACGAGCGAUGAAAGGGACCCAGAAUGGUGGUCAGAGAUUAGGGCAUUGGGGUGGAACAUGGGUAGAUUAUGCAGCGGAACAGACAGAGGAGACCUAUGGAAAAUGUGUUCCUCGAUGCCUAUCAUUCAGUCGAAUGGAGCUGGCUUCUUUGGCACUCGUGGUUCCACGAUGCCCACACUAGCUAGCCGCAGAGUACAGUUAUGGCAUGACGGAGCAACUCGACUAAUUAGAUGGGGGUGGCCAGGCACGGACGACCACUGAUCCUGAUCGGAUGCUAGAAUCAAGACUAUCUUGCGCUUUACAAAUCAUUGGCU